Conger conger (European conger) is the source of this 1385-nucleotide messenger RNA. RefSeq names its product protein unc-119 homolog A-like. The coding region runs from base 584 to 1363 and encodes 259 amino acids. Gene Ontology annotation, molecular function: lipid binding. The record is from RefSeq and is a predicted model, not a curated record. NCBI's taxonomy places the organism in Eukaryota, Metazoa, Chordata, Actinopteri, Anguilliformes, Congridae. Gene Ontology annotation, biological process: negative regulation of clathrin-dependent endocytosis; visual perception; negative regulation of caveolin-mediated endocytosis. The transcript is spliced from 5 exons. Gene Ontology annotation, cellular component: spindle midzone; spindle pole; intercellular bridge.
CUUCAGUCUACAAUAAAAAAAGAAGCAAAAUGAUCCUUUCAUGAUUGAAGGUCGUCAGGUUCACUCAGGUUCCUGACCCAUAAUAGAAGUAUCGCGUCUCUCUCUCAACAAAAUCUUGUGCAGUCGAGUUCAUCCCCAUCCCCGAGGGAGGAAGGAAAUAAAAAAAAUAAAAAAAAGAACAACUGAAGCAAUACAUCUACUGUGUGGCUGCUUCCUAACUGCUGUCGUGCACCGCCUGCCUGUCCGCCCGCCUCACGCCUUCUCGACAGACUGAGAGAGAGAGAGAGAGAGAGAGAGAGAGAGAGAGAGAGAGAGAGAGAGAAAAAAAGAGAGAGAGAGAGAGAAGUGGAGUUGGACACACACACACACACACACCGCGUCGCGCGCCCAGAGUGUGUGGGGACACCGAGCUGCGGCAAAAACGCCGGGAAUCUCGCGCGGAAGAAGAAUAAGGAGAUAGGGGAUUUAAAUUAAAAGACCCGACUUGCACGACCGAGCGAGGGAGGGAAGGGCGAGGGGGAGAGAGAGGCCGUUUUGUGUCCUGCUAGGCUGCUGCUGCUUGAGGGGGGCGGAGGGUCGGAGAAUGAGCUAUUCUUGUAGCAGAGAGGCUGUAUGCAAUAGCCAGGAUCCGUCGAGCGCUAAGAUACCCGGCAGCAGUAGUAAUCCGCGCAGUACCGACAGCAGCGGCGGCAGCAGUAUCGGCAGUAGCUCCCGCGGCGGCCAGGCGAACCCACCGGCGACGAUGAAAGUGAAGAAGGGCUGCAACUCGGCGGCCGGGGUCCCCGUUACCACGGAGGAGGACUUGCUUAGCAACUCAGUAAUUACCCCCGAGGAUGUUCUGGGGCUACAGAAGAUCACAGAAAACUACCUGUGCAGUCCGGAGGAGAAUGUGUACAACAUCGACUUCACCAGGUUUAAGAUCCGCGACAUGGAGACGAGCACAGUGCUGUUUGAGAUCACCAAACCGCCCGCCACAGAUAAGUCGGGGGACAAGCGGGACCUGGACCCGAACGCCGGGCGCUUCGUGCGUUACCAGUUCACCCCCGCCUUCCUGCGACUGCGGCAGGUCGGAGCCACCGUGGAGUUUGUGGUCGGCGACUUGCCCAUCAACAACUUUCGCAUGAUCGAGAGGCACUACUUCCGCGAGCAGCUGCUGAAGAGCUUCGACUUCGAGUUCGGCUUCUGCAUCCCCAGCAGCAAGAACACCUGCGAGCACAUCUACGAGUUCCCCCCGCUGUCCGAGGACACCAUGCGCGAGAUGAUCCUGCACCCGUACGAGACGCAGUCCGACAGCUUCUACUUCGUGGACAACAAGCUGGUGAUGCACAACAAGGCUGACUACUCCUACAGCGGGGGCCCCUAGGGGCCCGAACCUGGCCCCCCAC